GAGCACUGGUAGGCGAUAGAGUGCAACUGCCUUGCAAUAUAAGUAUGCCAUCGAAAGACGACUCGAUAACAUUGAUUCUGUGGUAUAGGGGCGACACGACAGGCGGUCCCAUAUACUCAGUGGACGCCAGACAAAUGCCUACCAAACAGGGCCAACACUUCCUGAGCGAUGACCUCACAAAUAGGGCGACACUUAAUAUAUCCAUCAGACCGGCGAUCCUCACCAUAGACCCGGUGCGAGCCGAGGAUGAGGGCGAGUACAGGUGUCGAGUGGACUUCCGGUGGGGCCGUACCAUGAAUACGGUGGUCGGCCUUAUAGUGAUCGCGACUAACAAAUUGGUUGAACACAUACCACCUUUCGCUUCGCACGUCAGCCUCACGUCGCUGUCCUCCUGA
This is a messenger RNA of Oppiella nova, 395 nucleotides long. NCBI's taxonomy places the organism in Eukaryota, Metazoa, Arthropoda, Arachnida, Sarcoptiformes, Oppiidae. The record is from the annotation of a GenBank genome assembly.